CCCUGAUCACACGUUUAAUAUUAAAAUGUAUACUAAUCGUAAUAUUAGAAAAUUUGGUAUAAAUAAAAAUCAUAUAAAUUGAGUUCAACAAAUAAAUUUACAUUUACUAGUAAAAAGUAUACUAGGUAAAAAUAUCUAGUUUAAAAUGGGCAAGGAUAAAAUAUUACAAUCCAAUAGACCUGUGAUUGAAAGUGAAUUCAAAACAGUCGGCGCUUAUAUUUGGGAUAAAUUGCAAAAACUUGAUAGUAAUGCCGUGUGUUUGACGGAAGCCUUAAGUGGCAAACAGUUAACUAUAGGUGAACUCAAAUCACGUGCCAAUGCCGUGGCGGUAGCCCUCGUGGACAGGGGGGUCACCAAAGGGGACAGAAUUGCUUUCUACGGCCAAAACUCUAUACAACACGCCGUACUCCGGUUUGCCGUCAAAUUUUUAGGCCUAACAUUCAUGCCGUUGAGCCCCACAUUUGAGAAUUAUGAGAUGCGCCAGGAGUUCACGGCUGCCGGCGCUAACAUUAUCGUGUCGUCCGCCGCGGACUUCCAUAAGUUUCAGUGGGUUUUGAAUGACUCCCAGAAUAAUAACAUAAAUGGCGUUAAACUUGUGGUCAUUUUCGAUGGACAACACGACAAACACGUGACGUAUGACCAGUUGGUGGUGGAGGGCACCGGUCGGACACUCGCGCAGAUACCCUACUUCGAGGUGAAUCCGGAUAUCGAUAUG
Molecule: messenger RNA, 715 nt
Organism: Oppiella nova
Lineage: Eukaryota; Metazoa; Arthropoda; Arachnida; Sarcoptiformes; Oppiidae
Source: the annotation of a GenBank genome assembly